CAGAAAGCGAAUGUCUGUCUACCUAAGCAAACUUUUGUAUGGCUCUGGCUACAAGUUUGUCGAAAAUAAUUACAGCGUGAAAUUCCGAUAACUUUGGUUUCAAUUAAAAAUGGUGAAUUUAUUGGGUGACUUUUAGUUUUGACAAUGUACCAUUCUAUGUUUACAGACAAGAAUAGACCCUAAAGAAGUUUAGUGGCGGUAUUUAUUUUAUUGGUGACGUAGUCUCCAUUAAUGUACCUGUACCAGAGUCCUGAGUGACCUUCCAAGGCCCCAAUUAAAAACAUGAUAGAAAUCCCUUUACCAAUGUGGCAAAGCAUUACCAAACAAACAUACAAGGUUUUAUGUAGAGACUGACCUAUAGGUAUUACAUUCCAAGAGGGUCUUACAAGAACAGGGUCCAGAUAUGCAGCACUAUAAGAAUCCAGAUGUGUCCACUCUAAACGAAGCCGCAUACCAUGCGCAUAGUAACGGCCAUUCGGAACAUUCCCCAAAUUCCAGUCACAUGUCUGUCCAUAGUGACGAACCAUUAGUACGAACACAAAAGCAACAAACUACACAGCAAGUGACAACCGUCACCAAGGUUGUGCGGGAAGUUCAACAGAUUGGAGAGCAAUCGGGAGAGUAUAUUCCUGUGCCUCUUGGGUCUUACCCGCAUAGUUCUCAUUACGCUGAUUAUAUUGACCAACCACCUCACCACAUGUAUUCACAGUAUCAUCAACAUCCCCAUUAUCAGGAUUUUGAACAUUAUCCAAACCCCUACGGAACUUACAUGGGAUACUCUUCAGGGGCUGAAAGGCCUCCGACACCACCAAGUCCUAGUGAACAUAGUGCCGACCCAUCUCCCCUGCCGAUGGCUGCCCAACCCAACGCUGCUUAUUUAGGUUCUGGUUAUGAUGAACUUCCUGAGCAUUAUAGGGUAACGCCUUCACCUGGAGGUCCCAUAGGAAUAGACCCAUACCAAGAUGAUCCUGGUGUGGUUUAUGGUUAUGUUUCUCCUUCGCCUUAUGGUACCGCUCCUUUGUCACGUCCCUAUGUAGAUAGUUUGAAUGGUCCAGUGCCAGUUGCUCCCAGUAUGCGUAUGUUUGAGGAAGAGGACCUCCAGAAGCACAUCAGCAAAAUGUCAUUGCAUGGGCAUAAUGUGGGAUUGCCUCAUGAAAGGGUACACAUUUCCUCGCCUGGUAGUGUAGUUGGGGAAGAAGAUGCACGGGGCAUGCGUUGGCGAGAUCCCAAUUUACCGGAGGUCAUAGGAUUCCUAAAUAAUCCAAACAAUGUGAUUAAAGCUAAUGCCGCCGCUUAUUUGCAGCAUUUGUGUUACAUGCAUGACCCCAAUAAACAGAAAACCAGAUCUCUUGGUGGUAUUCCUCCCUUGGUAAAAUUGUUAAGUCACGAAGGCAUAGAAGUUUACAGAAAUGCUUGUGGCGCCUUAAGGAAUUUAUCAUUUGGACGUCAGAAUGAUGAAAAUAAACGAGCUAUUAAAAAUGCUGGUGGAAUUCCAGCUUUAAUCAAUUUGCUUCGAAGAUCCAGUGAAGCAGAGAUCAAAGAACUUGUUACUGGAGUUAUAUGGAAUUUAUCAUCUUGUGAGGAUCUCAAAAGAAAUAUUAUCGAUGAUGGUGUUUUAACCAUUGUUACCUUUAUAAUAAUUCCGCAUUCCGGUUGGGAUCCUCAAGGCAACCAUGGGGAGACCUGCUGGUCGACAGUUUUCCGAAAUGCCUCUGGAGUUUUGAGAAAUGUUAGCUCUGCAGGAGAGUAUGCCAGAAAAAAAUUAAGAGAAUGUGAAGGCCUAGUAGAUUCUUUGUUAUUUGUGGUGCGUUGUGCCAUAGAAAAAUCUAAUAUAGGCAAUAAAAUUGUGGAAAAUUGUGUUUGCAUAUUGAGGAACCUUUCUUAUAGAUGUCAGGAAGUUGAAGAUCCUAAUUAUGAUAAAAAUCCUUUACCUUCUCAAAGUAGAGUGGCAGCUAGUAACUCAAAAGGUGAAAAUUUGGGAUGUUUUGGAGGCAGCAAAAAGAAGAAAGAAAGCAACUCAUCAGAUAACAAAGAUAACAAUUUUUCAUCUUCAAAUUCCGGAAGUGCAUCAAAUGCAGCAUCUAGAGGCGGCGAACCUGUUAAAGGCAUGGAGUUACUAUGGCAACCUGAAGUUGUGCAAUCAUAUUUAGCAUUAUUACAAAGCUGUUCGAAUCCAGAAACUCUGGAAGCAGCAGCCGGGGCCCUUCAAAAUUUAGCAGCUUGUUAUUGGCAGCCUAGCAUAGAAAUACGUGCAGCUGUUCGCAAAGAAAAGGGCUUACCUAUUUUGGUAGAACUACUUCGUAUGGAAGUCGAUAGGGUAGUAUGUGCUGUAGCCACUGCACUCAGAAAUUUAGCGAUAGAUCAACGGAAUAAGGAACUUAUAGGAAAAUAUGCAAUGAGGGACCUUGUGCAAAAGCUGCCAUCUGGAAAUCCGCAGCAUGAUCAGGGUACUUCGGAUGAUACGAUCGCAGCUGUUUUAGCUACUUUAAAUGAGGUGAUAAAGAAAAAUGCCGAAUUUUCACGAUCUCUUCUUGAGGCUGGGGGAGUAGAAAGACUGAUGACCAUUACUAGGCAACGACAAAAAUAUACACCCAGGGUACUAAAAUUUGCUGGGCAAGUUUUGUUCACAAUGUGGCAACAUCAGGACCUGAGAGACGUUUAUAAAAAACAUGGAUGGAAGGAACAAGAUUUUGUUACGAAGACGGUAGCCGCACGAAAUGCUGGGCCAAAUUCUCCAAAUAACGCGAACAGCACCCUCAAUAGACCAAUGGCUUCACAGAGCGGUACUCGAUACGAAGACAGGACUAUGAAGAGGUCUGUGCCAGGACCUCGUGGUCCAGUAUUUAGGGAUGACAUACCAAUGGCUGACAUGCCUUAUCCAGAAAAUGCGCCAAUUAUGGGACGAUCGUAUCCUUCUGGUUCAAAUCCACCCCCACCCGAACCACUCUAUGCACAAGUGAACAUGGAAAAGAAACGUAACAGACAACCAAGCUUAGGUAAUGCCAGUAUAAACCACUUGGGCGAUAAUCACGUGCAGCCUGGACAGAGUCAACCUCCAUCACUCAGCGUACCUCCAGGGAAGGAUUCCUGGGUCUAAGUUUUUUGCUAAAAAUUUUAUUCACAUGUAGUCUGAUCUAAAACCGUUUUUAAUAAUGUUAUUUUGUAGCAAUUUUUAUGGAAAAUGGUUUUUUGGUUUCUUCAAAUAUUUUUAUUUUUUUAAUUCUAGGUUCUCCAAAUUGGGUUUAGAGUUUAUGAAAAUAGAAAAAAUAAACUUCGUUACUGGUGAAAUUUCAUUCUUGCAAUGGUUGAUACUUGAUACAUAGCUACAUGCAGGAAAAAAACUAGGCUCAAAGUUUUGUUUACUCACAAUGAGGUCUUAUCACAUUAUGGCAGUCGCCUGGAGGCUUACCAGUAAAAUGCAGAUGUUCAAAGGUAUUAUGCAUACCAUCCUAAAAAUAUUAGAUAGGUAUAGCAAAUACCUAAGCAUCGAAAACCUAAUCAUAUAAUAUAUUUGUAUGAAAAUGCAUUUAUGUUCAAGUGGUCUAUAAUUUGAACUUUAUUGUCAUCAAAACUUGACAAAGAAGUCAGAGAACUGAUCGAUGAUAGUCGUUGGACCAUCAUAGGUAUUUAUAUCAUAAUACCAAGAAGUUGGACUUUUUGUGCUGAGCUCAAUGUUGAGCAAAGCACAAAAAGACCUUGGGAGCUGAUUGGCAUGCAACAUGUCAUCUUCAAGGGACUGCAAUGUUUCCUUUCACAACUAAAUUACUGCUUUUUUAUCAAUUCUCGGUAAAAUUGAAGGCUGCCACUAUAAUGUCACACGGAAUAAAUUCCACUGUUCGGGACAAGGACUUUCCUGUAAACGAGCAGGCACAUCGACUUCAUUAUCCGUAUUUAUUUAUGCUCGUACUUUAUUUAUGCAAUAAUUUAAUCCAUAAUAUUUUUAAAACAUGUAAAACCAACAAAGGACCCCGCACAUUUCUUAUGGAAAAGUGAUCUAUGUGGAAUUUUGCUGAAUUUUUGAUAUUGUGUAUAGGGAGUCGUCCUUAACAAAAGUGAUCAUUGCGCUAAUGUUCAAUACCCAACAGUUUUCAAGAUAUCAAUUAAAAACUUUUUUAAUUUGAUACUCUUCAGUAUAACGUCACCAGUAUGCUCACAGCACCAAAAAUUAAAACUAUCCUUUUCACUUUUGACUUUGACUACCUAUACUUAUACUCUUCUCUUUUUAACAUUAAAGGAAAUUAAGAAAAAACAACAAAAGGUACAAAUGAAAUCGCUAUAUGACAGACAUCAUGACAUGAAGUUGACGAUUGCGGCAGGAGCUAGGUGUUGUUUACAUACCUACCUAUUUGUCACUAAUCGCUAUCGCUAUCUUUUUUUUUCUUUAAUUGUUAAAAGGAGAAGAGUAAAGUCAAAGUCAAAAGUGGAAAGGAUAGUAAUAAUUUUCGUUGCUGUGAGUGACGUCAUACUAAAGAGUAUCAUAUUAAAAAAGUUUUUAAUUGAUAUCUUGAAAACUGUUGGGUAUUGAACAUUAGCGCAAUGAUCACUUUUGUUAAGGACGACUCCCUAUACACAAUAUCAAAAAUUCAGCAAAAUUCCACAUAGAUCACUUUUCCAUAAGAAAUGUGCGGGGUCCUUUAUGGAAAUUAUAAUUGCUUUUGGAUAUAAACUCCGUAUGGCGAAUGUGUAUACAUUCAACUCCUACGUUAUUUUUGUCGUUAUAAAUCCAGCAUAGGUAUUUUUUCUAGUGAGGUGAGGACAUUAAUAAGAUAUUUUUGACUACAACGAUUUAUUAGCGCUCCCAGUCGCAUGGAGGUGAUUUUUAAAACAUACUUGAGUGACAAACUGUAUUUUUGUCCUUCAAUAAUUUUAUUUGUUUGUGAUUGGCAUAUCUGAGGUAUGCGAUUUCUUAGGGUUUUAGGUUACCAUUUUCCAUACGUUAAUUGUUAUACGAAAUGUGACUUUAUAUUUAUUAUGAUUUUAUGAAGUAAUUUUUCAAUAUUUAUUAUAUUGAUGUCUGUUGUUUAUCUAUUCUUAGAACACUUCAACAAAAUAUGUUGAGCAAGAUAUUUUUACAUUCCUAAUAGGUAUAUAUGAAGCUUAGUUUUUAGGUAUUUCCAUUUCUUAGAACACCUGUUGUUUUUGAGGACGUAUAAAAUGUUUUUAGAUUCAGACUAUAAAUUUAUAUAAUUAUAAUUAUUAUAUCAAUAUGCGAUCAUAUGUUGAGAUAUAUUAUGCACUGAUUCAUAUUAAAUAUGUACUAUUAAGUUUAUGGUUUACUGUGAUGAAGCUUCAAGUAAAAAAUGGGGUUAAAUUGCCUGUAAAUACUACUAGGUAUGCGUCAAAGUUUAUGUUCUUAUGAAAAAGCUUUUUAUUUUACUCCACAUUUAGACUAUGGAAAAGAUAAAAUCCAUUUAUUAUCUUCUUACAUUAUAAUCGUAUGGACGCAUUUAUUUAUAGCUAUAAUGAAGAUAUUGUUUUAUUAAUUUUAUUUGAAAUUCUAUUGUAUUUUUUUUGUCAAUAUCCCAAAAGAAGUUUUUGAAAAUAUUUGAUCUAUUCAAUAUUAUCAUAAUCAAUUUUAAUAUUGUUUAUAAUAAAAUAAAACUAUUGUAAUUA
This is a messenger RNA of Ceutorhynchus assimilis (cabbage seed weevil), 5613 nucleotides long. The record is from the annotation of a GenBank genome assembly. NCBI's taxonomy places the organism in Eukaryota, Metazoa, Arthropoda, Insecta, Coleoptera, Curculionidae.